Molecule: messenger RNA, 13226 nt
Organism: Dothidotthia symphoricarpi CBS 119687
Lineage: Eukaryota; Fungi; Ascomycota; Dothideomycetes; Pleosporales; Dothidotthiaceae
Product: dynein heavy chain
Exons: 3
Coding region: 117-13121 (4334 amino acids)
Biological process (GO): microtubule-based movement
Cellular component (GO): dynein complex
Molecular function (GO): ATP hydrolysis activity; dynein intermediate chain binding; dynein light intermediate chain binding
Source: RefSeq, a predicted model, not a curated record
CGAUUCUGCACCUUCCUUGCAUUUACUUCACCGUACACCGUUUCUUUUCCUUCUUCGCCCCACUGCAAGCAAGGACAUACAUGUCGCCCCACUAAUACAUUCGACAAACUAUCACCAUGGAGGCACCGCUGGCCCCUGGCGCGGCCAACGGCUUGCACACGCCUAGUCCAACCCCACCCGCAAUCGACCCCCAGAUAAUCGUCAACCACCUGGAAAAGAUUCUCGAAGUCAGCCUUGGCGCAGAAGAGCAAGACCUCUACGCCACCGGUAGUCUGCUCUCGCCCGCCAGGACACCAGAUACCCUGAAGCGAUGCGCCCGCUUCGCUGCCGAGGGGCAGUCGACGCUGUACAUUGUGAAGGAAAGGAUCGCUGCGCCUCAUAUAGACGGACUGGAUGACACCAAUGGCGUCUCCCAGCGCUUUACAUACUCUGUUUCCUCUGAACUCACGGCAUCUCCAACCUGCGCGGCGUUUGUUGUCAUUUCGAAGCGACCAACGAUACCCCUAGAUCCUGCGAUACCCCUCUUCAAUCAAGUUCAGAUUUCCACUCUUCCAGGCUCUACACUUUUUAAUUCCACUUCCGCGCAAGAUGGUACUCCCUACGAGUUUCUCAGCUCCUUCCUUCAGUCUACGGUCGAGCCGUACUUUGACACCUUUUCCAAGAGUCAGCGUAAUGUGGCGGGAGGAUACAGCAAGGGCGACAACGAUGCUAGGACGGGCAUUUCGGCGGCGAAGAAGAAGAUGGCGGAGCUAGCACUCAGUCUCACUAAUUUGCACCAAAAUGUUGAGAUCCCAGAGCUGCAGCUGCCUUGGCACCCAGUCAUUCAGACUGCACUGGAAGAUGCGGAACACACCGGCAUGAAGCCAUCCCCAGAGCUCAUUCCAGCAGCGAUCGUUCAGGACAGUAGUUUUCUUAAUGGCCUUCAGUCGAUCGUCAACGGAUGGAUCAAGUCGAUACAAACCAUCACCAAAACCUCGCGAGAUGUGUCGACCGGAUCAGCAGCGCAGGAAAUCAACUUCUGGCUCUCGAUGGAGAACAGGCUUCAUGACAUCGAGACACAGCUUGGCAGCCCUGGCGUGAAGCUGACUUUGGAUGUUUUGAAGAACGCAAAGCGAUUUCAAGCAACUGUCAGUUUCAGUGCGGAUACUGGAUUGAAGGAGGCUACAGACUUGGUACAGAAGUACAACCAGUUGAUGCGAGACUUUCCGUUGGACCACCUCCUCUCCGCUCAUUCGCUGCAAGCUGUCCAGGACUCGAUCACUCAGAUCUUUAGCCAUAUGAACAAGAAGCUGCGCAUCUGCCCGUACCCGGUCCGACGAGCGCUCCCUCUUGUGGAAGCCAUAUCUGGAGAGCUCGAUACUCAGCUGCACAAGCUGCUUCAUGGAAAGACACUCAUGCACAUGGACUAUCCUGAGUUCCAGGCUGUCAUGGCAGUUGCAGAAAGCAUCUGGCGCACUUGGGAAGAGAACGUCAAAGAAUUCACGAAUGUCGCUCGUGAGGUGACAAGGCGGAGAAAUGAGAAGUUCAUUCCCAUCAAGAUCGCAGCCCGCCACAAAGAAAUCGAGGAUCGCAUCCGGUACAUUGCGACGUUCAGGAAGAAUCACGAGCAGCUGCAGCGGACCAUUGUCAAUGUCCUCGGCUCUCACUCAACAUUUUCUGAUGGUACACAGAAGGAGGCUGUCAUCGUCGAGGAGAUUGGCGAUGUUGAUGCAGUCAAGGAAGUCAAAGAAGCGUAUGAUGUUCUCAAAGAUGUUGAUGUGCUCAACGUGUCUGCUGAAGGCACGCGACUUUUUGAGCAGGCAGAGCAAAAGUACAAUGAGCGCACAUCUCGUGUCGAGAAUUCUAUCAUUGCUAGGCUGAGGGAUCGCCUCGGUACCGCCAAAACUGCGAGCGAGAUGUUCCGUGUCUUCUCCAAGUUCAACCCGCUGUUUGUGAGACCAAAGAUUCGAGGAGCUAUCUCUGAGUAUCAGACACAGCUCAUUGAGAAUGUCAAGCGCGACAUUCUGGCUUUACACGAGCGAUUCAAGCGUCAGUACGGCAAUUCAGAAGCUCAUGCGAUGGCCCAACUGCGUGACUUUCCCCCUGUUUCAGGUGCUGUCAUCUGGGCACGCCAGAUUGAAACUCAGUUGGAAAACUACAUGAGUAAAGUCGAGGAUGUCCUGGGCAAGGACUGGGCGCUCCACGCUGAGGGCCAAAAACUGCAGGCCGAGAGCAGCAUGUUCAAGAAGAAGCUCGACACCCGCCCUAUCUUUGAGUCGUGGCUGCAGGAAGUUGCUCGGAGAAAACUCUCCAUAUCUGGGCGCCUCUUUCAGGUUGGCAAGAAUCGUGCGGCAGGCAACAUGCUCGAACUGGGUGUCAACUUUGACGGUCAGGUCAUUGCUCUUUUCAAGGAAGUGCGAAACCUGACAUGGCGGGGCUAUCAAGUCCCGCAUGGAAUCAACAACAUCUCCAAGGAGGCCAAGCGCGUUUAUCCCUAUGCUGUCAGUCUGAUGGAGAGUGUACGAACGUAUACCCAAACCGUUCGCUCAAUCUCUGAACUGACUGGUGUCGCACUUCUACUGAACAACUAUGUCAACGACGUUCAGUCACUCGUUGGAAAGGGUGUACCCCUCAAGUGGGAGUCUUUCGUUCACGCCUACGACUUGCACGUUCGGCAAUCCGGGUUUCCAGUUGGAGCAGGCAGCGUUCGAAGCGAGAGCAAGCAUGUACAGUUUGUUCGCGACUUUGCUUCGAAUACAUCGUUACUCCAGACCAAGGUUGCAACGCUAGUCAGCAUCAACGCGAUAGUCGAAAAGGCUUUGAAAGACUUGGAGACCUGUCAGUACAACAAGGAAGCCUUCCAGACCAGCUUGGAGAUUAUUCAGAAGUCGAUUGAUCAGCUCAACCUCGAGAACUACGCCAAUCUCGCUUCAUGGGUGUCUGAUAUGAAUGCACGCAUUGAGUCGAUAUUGCUUGUUCGAUUGAAUCGUGCGAUCUCACUGUGGAUCGAUGUUUUCAACAACGUUGAGGAUGAAGAUGAGGAUCGUCGACCUGUUAGCCAGCCUGCAACCGCAGAGUCUCCCGAGGCGAGACCAACCCUUGGCCGAUUGACACUCGAGAUAACCAUGCGGAACCAAGUCAUUUACCUCAGUCCACCGGUAGAAUACGCCAGGGCAAGCUGGCUCGAACAGCUCCAGCAAUGGCUUGCCAUAGUCUGUACCCUUCAGAAAAUCAAGGCCUCGCGUUAUGAGAUCCGAUUGGAAGCGACCGAGGACGCCUCCGCCAACCAGUUCGCAGAUCUACCUAGUCGAUGCACAGACUCUUUGAUCGAGGUGUACGGUGCCGUUGAGGGUAAACUGCGUGAUGUUUCCUCCUACGUGGACGAGUGGCUUCAGUUCCAAUCACUCUGGGAUCUACAAUCCGAACAAGUUUAUGACAUUCUCGGUGAAGACCUCGCGAAAUGGCUGCAACUGCUCCAGGAGAUCCGAAAGACCCGCUCAACCUUCGACAACUCCGACAUCAGCCGCCGAUUCGGAUAUGUCACUGUAGACUACGAUCAAGUGCAGGUCAAGGUGAAUGCCAAGUACGAUCAGUGGCAACAGGAAAUCCUGACCAAAUUCGCGUCCAGGCUCGGCCAGCGCAUGAACGACGUCUUUGUGCAGAUUUCAAAGGCACGAAAGGACCUCGAAGUGCAGACGCUUGAAGCUUCAUCUACUGCACAAGCGGUAUCGUUCAUAACUACGGUUCAGCAAUGUAAGAGGAAGGUCGUAGAAUGGGAACCCGAGAUUUCCACUUUCAGACAAGGACAGGCUACCUUGAGCCGUCAACGCUAUCACUUUCCAUCUGACUGGCUUCAGAUGGAUCAGAUUGACCACGAGUGGCAGACGCUGAACGAAAUUCUGGAGAGGAAGACCAAGGUUGCCAACGAACAGGCUGACGCUCUGCGGGCCAAGAUCGCUGCUGAGGAUAAGAUUGUCAACCAGAAGAUCGCGGAUAUGACGUCGCAGUGGUCUGAAGAGAAGCCUGUCACUGGGACUCUUGCGCCAGCGGAAGCCUUGAGCAUUCUCGGCACAUUCGAACAAAAGAUUGGCCAGUUGGAAUCGGAAUCUGGAAACAUAUCGAAAGCCAAGGAAGCUCUCAAUUUGCCGUCCUCGUCUCAGAACGCCCUUCAGGUCUUGCUUGAAGAAGUGCGCGACUUCAAAUUCGUUUGGGAUACUCUCAGCAGUCUCUGGGGUGCUAUCGACGAUCUCCGCGAAGCCCUCUGGACUACGAUUCAGCCGCGCAAACUACGUGGCCACCUCGAUAACCUGAUCAAGACGGCACGAGACUUGCCCAGUCGUCUGCGCCAAUACCAGGCGUAUGAGUACUUCCAGAUAACGCUCAAGCAACUCCAGAAAGAAAACGCUAUCAUUAGUGAUCUCAAAUCUGAUGGUAUGAAGGAGCGACAUUGGGCCCGGAUCUUCAAGCAAUUGAAGCCGCAGAAGCGCUACUCGGCUGUGUCUAUGACCGUUGGCGAUGUCUGGGAUCUCAAGCUCGGCCCUAGCGAGAAGAUCAUCCGUGAAGUCAUCACUCAAGCUCAAGGUGAGAUGGCACUUGAAGAGUUCAUCAAGCAGGUUCGUGAGACGUGGCAGAACUACGCUCUGGAGCUCGUCAACUAUCAGAACAAGUGCCGUCUCAUCCGUGGCUGGGACGACCUGUUCGCCAAGUGCAGCGAGAAUUUGAACUCGCUACAAGCUAUGCGACACUCACCUUACUACAAGGAGUUCGAGGAGGAAGCCUCUGCAUGGGAAGAUAAGCUCAACCGCGUCCAUGUUCUCUUCGACGUGUGGAUCGAUGUUCAGCGUCAAUGGGUAUACCUGGAGGGAGUGUUCACAGGCAACGCAGAUAUCAAGCACCUGCUGCCCAUGGAGUCGACUCGAUUCCAGAACAUCAACUCCGAGUUCCUGUCCGUCAUGAAGAAGGUCAUGCGUCAGCCCUUUGUUCUAGACGUUCUCAAUAUUUCCGGAGUGCAGAAGUCUCUCGAACGCCUGGCUGAGCUCCUGAACAAGAUCCAGAAAGCCUUGGGAGAGUACCUCGAGCGCGAGCGUGUGUCCUUCCCCCGCUUCUACUUUGUUGGUGACGAGGACCUACUGGAGAUCAUCGGUAACAGCAACGACGUUCUUCGUAUUGCCAAACAUCUUAGGAAGAUGUUCGCUGGUAUUUCUGGCUUGAUCACAGACGAAGAUGGUCUCAUCACAGGCUUUACGUCGAAAGAAGGUGAAGAGGUGAUGCUUCGAAAGGAGAUUUCUCUUGUCAAGACACCUAGGAUCAACGAGUGGCUUGGAGCGUUGGAAGCAAACAUGAAGACAACGUUGGCGGAGCUGACAUUCGAAGCCUACGAAGAAUUUGCUCAGCUCAUGAUACCCGAGGCGAUUGAUUCUGAUGCUUUCACUGCCUACAUCGCGAAGUACCCGGCUCAGAUCGUCGUCCUCGGAACGCAGAUCGCCUGGACUCAUGCCGUGGAGAAGUCGCUCAUCGAGGAAGGAACUUCACUGCCUGAGUUAUACGAGAAACAAGUCAACACUCUCAAGUUCCUUGCUGCUGCUGUGCUGGGUGAUCUGGAACCCAUUCAUCGCAGGAAAUGCGAGGAUCUUAUCACCGAAUUCGUCCACCAACGCGAUAUGAUCUAUAAAUUGAACAAGGUUGGCGCACGCUCACCUACGCAUCACAUGUGGCUUCUUUGCAUGCGCUACAUGUACGAGCCCGAGCACGACCUAUUGAAGCGUCUAAAGAUCAAGAUGGCCAAUGCUGUCCUCGAUUACGGUUUUGAGUAUCUUGGUGUACCGGAUCGCCUUGUUCGAACACCGCUUACCGAUCGCUGUUUCCUCACCCUCACACAAGCGCUUUGCCAGCGACUUGGAGGUUCGCCAUAUGGACCUGCCGGUACCGGUAAGACUGAGUCAGUCAAGGCUCUUGGUGUGCAGCUUGGUCGAUUCACCCUUGUCUUCUGCUGUGACGACACAUUCGAUUUCCAGGCUAUGGGCCGUAUCUUCCUCGGUAUCUGUCAAGUUGGCGCCUGGGGUUGUUUCGAUGAGUUCAAUCGUCUAGAAGAGCGCAUCCUUUCCGCUGUAUCUCAGCAAGUGCAAAACAUCCAACUCGGGUUGAAGAAGGGUGCCGAGGACGAAAAGGCACAGAUCGAGCUCAUUGGUCGCCAGCUUAGUGUCAACGGUAACACUGGUAUCUUUAUCACGAUGAAUCCCGGCUACGCAGGUCGAUCUAACUUGCCUGAUAACUUGAAGAAGCUAUUCCGAAGCAUUGCCAUGUCCAAGCCUGACAAGGAACUGAUUGCCGAAGUCAUGCUUUACUCCCAAGGUUUCUCGCAAGCCAAAGAGCUUUCCAAGCAGGUCGUUCCGUUCUUCGAUAAGUGUUCUGCCGGCCUUUCGAAGCAGGCCCAUUACGAUUUUGGGUUGCGUGCUCUGAAGAGCGUACUAGUCAGCUCUGGUGGUCUCAAGCGAGCCCGCAUUUCCGUGCAAGAUGCUGAGUUCCCCGACGAAGCGAUCAUGGAACCCCAGAUCAUCAUUCAGAGCUUGCGAGAGACGAUCGCACCAAAACUCAUCCGAUCCGAUGUUGAACUCAUGCUGGCUAUCCAAGAAAACUCUUUCCCAGGCGUCGAAUACAUUCCUGCACCCCUGGACAAGCUGACAGAGGCAAUUCGCCAGAGUGCCGCGGAGUCGAAACUGGUUGUCAGCGAUGCUUGGAUGACGAAGAUUAUCCAACUCUACCAAAUCCAGAACCUACACCACGGUGUUAUGAUGGUGGGUUCUUCGGGAUCUGGUAAGUCUGCAGCUUGGAGGACACUUCUCUCCGCACUUCAAACGGUUGAAGGGGUCGAGGGUGUUUGCCAUGUCAUUGAUCCCAAGGUCAUGUCCAAGGAACAGCUUUACGGAAACCUCGACAGUACCACCCGCGAGUGGACUGACGGCCUGUUUACUAGCAUUUUGCGCAAGAUCGUUGACAACCUUCGUGGUGAAGAUACUAAGCGACACUGGAUUGUCUUUGAUGGCGAUGUCGAUCCUGAAUGGGUCGAGAACUUGAACUCCGUUCUCGAUGACAAUAAGCUCCUUACUCUGCCCAACGGUGAGCGUCUCAACUUGCCAUCCAAUGUUCGCAUCAUGUUCGAAGUCGAGACGUUGAAGUACGCCACCCUCGCUACGGUCUCUCGUUGCGGUAUGGUCUGGUUUAGUGACGAUACUGUCGAUGUGGAGAUGAUGAUCAAGAACUAUAUCGAACACCUCAAGAGCACGCCAUUUGAGGAUAUUGAGGAUGACUCUGUUGCUCCAGGCCAGAUGUCUCAGAAUACUCUGUCAACUCAGGACAUGGUUGCAGAAUUUCUGCAUGUCAAACUUACACAAGAUCACUUCAUCGAGAAGGCGCUCAGCAUGGCCAGAAGGUUCAAGCACAUCAUGGAGUACACUGACAUUCGUGCUUUGAACACGUUGUUCUCUCUUCUCAACAAGGCAUGCCGCAACGUGCUCGAGUACAACGUUCAGCAUCAGGACUUCCCGCUUGAGGAGGAAAAGAUGGAAAUUUACCUGGCUAAGAAACUGCUUGUCGCCAUUGUUUGGGCUCUGGUGGGUGACUGCCCGCUGUCAGAUCGCAAGGAGUUUGGUGAUCUCAUCGCCAGCCUGGCCGAUGUGGAGGUACCGACACUGACGGAAUCCACCUCGCUCAUUGAUUACGAUGUCAAGCCUGGUAAGACGGAGUGGAACAUGUGGCAGAACGAGGUUCCGAAUGUCGAAGUCAACACUCACUCUAUCGUUCAAACUGACGUGGUUAUUCCAACUCUGGAUACGGUUCGCCACGAAGAUGUCUUGUACUCAUGGCUCGCAGAGCACAAGCCUCUCUUACUCUGUGGUCCUCCAGGAUCUGGCAAGACCAUGACCCUCUUCAGUGCCCUUCGUAAAUUGCCGAACAUGCAGGUUGUCGGCCUCAACUUCUCGAGCGCAACGACUCCGGAUCUUCUCAUCAAAACUUUCGAACAGUACUGCGAGUACAAGAAGACGUUGAGUGGCGUGCAACUCACCCCGACCCAGGUUGGGCGUUGGCUCGUUAUCUUCUGCGACGAGAUUAAUUUACCCGCACCCGACAAGUAUGGUACACAACGAGCCAUCUCCUUCCUAAGGCAACUUGUUGAGCACAACGGCUUUUGGAGGACGUCUGACAAAACUUGGGUUACCCUCGAUCGCAUCCAGUUUGUUGGCGCUUGUAAUCCCCCGACUGAUGCUGGCCGUACACCAAUGGGUCUUCGGUUCCUGCGACACGCUCCGCUUAUCAUGGUCGACUACCCUGGCGAGCAAUCGCUCCUCCAGAUCUACGGUACUUUCACUAGCGCUGUGCUCAAGAUCAUUCCAACGUUGCGCGGUUCCUCCGAUGCCUUGACUAAAGCCAUGGUGCAGUUGUAUGCUGAGUCACAAAAGAGAUUCACGCCAGAUAUCCAGCCACAUUACGUCUACUCUCCCCGUGAGCUUACGCGAUGGGUUCGGGGUAUCUAUGAGGCUCUCAAGCCAAACGAGACGUUGUCCGUCGAAGGCCUCGUCAGGAUCUGGGCUCAUGAAGCUCUGCGUCUCUUCCAGGAUCGUCUCAUUGCCGAAGAGGAGAGGAAUUGGACCGAAGAAUGCGUGCACCGAGUGGCAAUGCAGCACUUCCCUACCAUCGAUGAAGAGGAGGCUCUUGGCGGGCCUAUCUUGUUCUCCAAUUGGCUGUCGAAGGACUACGUACCAGUGAAACGCGACGUGCUUCGAGACUAUGUCAAAGAACGACUCAAGAUCUUCUGCGAAGAAGCGGUCGAUGUUCCGCUGAUUCUUUUCAACGAUGUACUCGAACAUGUUCUCCGCAUCGAUCGUGUAUUCCGUCAACCACAAGGUCAUCUCAUUCUCAUUGGUGUUAGCGGCUCCGGAAAAACUACACUGUCAAGGUUCGUCGCUUGGAUGAACAACCUGAGCGUGUACCAAAUCAAGGUUCAUGGGAAGUACUCCGGCGAAGACUUUGAUGAAGACUUGCGCAACGUGCUUCGACGUUGUGGAUGCAAGGGUGAGAAGAUCUGCUUCAUCAUGGACGAAGCUAAUGUCCUCGACUCGGGUUUCCUUGAGCGCAUGAAUACUCUUCUUGCCAACGCAGAGGUUCCUGGAUUAUUCGAGGGUGACGAAUACGCUGCCUUGAUGACUGCUAUCAAGGAAGGUGCUCAACGACAGAAUAUCACUCUCGAUUCGCAAGAAGAACUCUACAAGUGGUUCACGCAGCAGAUCGUCAAGAACCUUCACGUGGUCUUUACCAUGAACCCACCUGAAGGAGGUCUCUCUUCCAAGGCUGCCACUAGUCCCGCCCUGUUCAAUCGUUGUGUGCUCAACUGGUUUGGAGACUGGUCAGAUCAAGCUUUGUACCAAGUCAGCUCCGAGCUUACUCAGUCUGUCGACCUUGACCGGCCGAAGUACGUCGCACCAGACAGCAUUCCAGUCGCUUAUCGCGGCCUCAAUCUUCCACCAACUCACCGGGAGAGCGUGGUCAAUGCUAUGGUUGCCGUUCAUCAUUCUCUGCGGUCGAAGAACGACAAAUUACAAAAGACGCAGAACCGAAGGAUGUACCUCACUCCUCGACACUUCCUCGACUUUGUCGCGCAGUAUGUCAAGCUAUACAAUGAGAAGCGUGAGGAUCUUGAAGAGCAACAGCGUCAUCUCAACGUCGGUCUUGAGAAACUUCGAGAGACGUUUGACAAGGUUGCAGAGUUGCGUAUCAGCCUUGCUGAGAAGAAGACUCAACUAGAGCAGAAGGAUGCCGAAGCGAACAGUAAAUUGCAGCAAAUGGUGCAAGAUCAACAGGAGGCUGAGCGAGAGAAGAAGGGCUCAGUCGAGCUCCAGGCUGCGCUUGCGAUAAGCAAAGUAGAGAUUGAGAAACGACAGGAGGUAGUAAACACUGAUCUGGCAGCGGCUGAACCUGCAGUUUUGGAAGCGCAGAAGAGUGUCCAGAACAUCAAACGACAGCACCUUACUGAAGUGCGAUCUAUGCAGAACCCUCCUGCAGGUGUCAAACUGGCUUUGGAAGCCGUCUGCACUCUUCUUGGCCACAAACCCGACAGCUGGAAGACUAUUGUUCAAAUCGUCAGGCGUGACGAUUUCAUUGCCAGCAUUGUUCAGUUCGACAACGAGAAGCAAAUGACAGCUCCACUUCGUAGGAAGAUGCUGAACGAAUACCUGUCGAAGGAUAAUUUCACGUUCGAACAGGUCAAUCGUGCUUCCAAGGCCUGCGGUCCGCUCGUGCAGUGGGUCUCAGCUCAAGUCACUUACUCCGACAUCCUGGAUCGAGUUGGACCAUUACGCGCUGAGGUCGAUAGCUUACAGUUCGAGUUGAAGAAGACGGAAGACACCGCCAUGCAAACCGAGAAGGCGAUCCACAGCCUCGAAGGCAGCAUCUACCGCUACAAGCAAGAGUAUGCAGCAUUGAUCAGUCAGACACAGGCUAUCAAGACAGAGAUGUCGGCUGUUCAGUUCAAGGUUGACCGCAGCGUACGCCUCCUUGACAGUUUAUCCUCCGAGCAACAGCGCUGGGAACAGAGCAGCACGUCUUUCGACUCUCAGAUCGACACCAUUGUGGGAGACGUUCUUGUGGCUGCUGCUACUAUCGCCUAUGCAGGUUACUAUGACCAGCAAUACAGGAAAGCUCUUACCGAAGACUGGUUCGAUCACCUCAAGCACUCGGGUAUCAGCUUCAAGACGCCAAACCCAUUCACAGAGUAUCUAUCUACUGCCGAUGAUAGACUGACUUGGCAACAUAAUGGUCUGCCUGUAGAUGACCUAUGCACUGAGAACGCCAUCAUCCUCAAACGCUUCAACCGCUAUCCACUGAUUAUCGAUCCAUCUGGCAGGACCACGGAGUUUUUGCAGAACGAAUGCAAGGAUCGCCGUCUUACUGUCACCAGCUUUUUGGACGAUUCGUUCACAAAGCAGCUUGAGAGUGCUCUGCGUUUCGGCAAUCCUAUCUUAAUUCAGGACGCCGAGCAUCUGGAUCCAAUCCUCAAUCACGUUCUCAACAAGGAAUACCAAAGGACUGGAGGACGUGUUCUUAUUCAACUCGGUAAACAGGAGAUCGACUUUUCACCUUCGUUCCGCCUGUAUCUGUCCACACGAGAUCCUUCAGCCAACUUCCCGCCUGAUAUCUGCAGUCGAACGACGUUCGUCAACUUCACAGUCACGCAGAGCAGUUUGCAGACGCAGACCCUCAAUGAAGUCCUCAAGUCUGAGAGGCCCGAUGUCGAUGAGCGACGAUCAAAUCUUAUCAAGAUGCAAGGUGAGUUCGCUGUACAUCUUCGCCAACUUGAGAAGCGCCUCCUGCAAGCCCUCAACGAGUCUCGUGGCAACAUUCUUGACGAUGAUCGUGUCAUCGAGACUCUGGAGACACUCAAGAAGGAAGCAAAGGAGAUCUCGGACAAGGUGUCCGAAACCGCGGGCGUCAUGACGGAAGUGGAGAAUAUCACCAAGGAGUACACUGUUGUCGCUCGUUCUUGCUCGGCCAUCUUCGCCGUAUUGGAGCAGCUGCAUCACCUCAAUCACUUCUACCAGUUCUCGCUUCAGUACUUCACUCAGAUCUUUGAGACUGUACUUCGCAAGGUCAGGAACUCUUCCGCAACUGGGCACGCCGCUCGUAUCGAUCAGAUUAUCGCUGAGCUCUUCGUCGAUGCAUACCGCCGUACAUCGCUCUCGCUACUUCAGAAGGAUCGUGUCACGUUUGCAAUGCUUUUGGUGCAAGCUGCGCCGUACAAGAUGGACAAGACCCAUAUCGACAAGAUUCUUGACACCGACCUGGAGGGCGUUGAUGUGUCUACUCAACCGGAUCGCAAGAACGAAGCCAUGGAACGUGCGAGCAAAAUGUCAAUCUUCAAGGGCGAGCUCGAGAAGGUUGACGCCACCGCCUGGGAUGCUUUCCUGACAGAGGAGCUGGGAGACCAAUACGUGCCCCAAGUCUGGGCUGAGGAUCUCAACAAGCUCGACAAACAUCUCCGAGCGCUUAUUCUCGUCAAGUUGUUCCGUGUGGACCGAUUCGUGCCAGCUGUCGAGCGCUUCGUCGUUGAGGUGUUUGGAAAAGAUAUCUUGGAUGUCAGCGGUGAUCUUGGAGAUAUCGUCAAGCAAGUUACUGCAACUACACCUGUGGCUCUUAGCUCCAGUCCCGGAUUCGAUGCAAGUUACAAAGUCGACAACCUCGUUCAGCGAGAAAACGUUUCUUGCACCAACAUUGCCAUGGGUUCAAACGAAGGCGCAGCAUCGGCAGACAAGGCUAUCGCCAACGCGAUCAAUACUGGAAACUGGGUACUUGUCAAGAACGUUCACCUGGCUCCACAGUGGCUGCAGUCGCUUGAGAAGAGGCUCGAAGCGCAUAGACCCAACCCUAACUUCCGUCUGUUCCUGUCCAUGGAGUCAAACCCGAGAAUCCCAGUCAACCUCCUUCGGGCUUCGCGCGUUCUGUCGUACGAGCAGCCUGCUGGUAUCCGUGCCAACAUGAAAGACUCGCUGUCUUCUCUAGCCGAGAAGGCUACCAAACCACCAGUGGAGAAGGCGCGCCUUUACCUGAUCUUGUCUUUCUUGCACGCUGUGGUGCAAGAGCGUCUCCGAUACGCACCCAGCCUAGGAUGGAAGGGCUUCUGGGAGUUCAAUGACAGCGAUUACGAAUGCUGCAGCUUCAUCAUCGACACGUGGAUGGACACCGUCGCUCAAGGCCGCUCUAACGUCGCCCCCACCAAGAUCCCAUGGGACAUGAUUCGCACGCUUAUCAUCGAAAUGUACGGCGGCAAGAUCGACAACGAGGGUGACUGGAACACGCUCGCGUCUAUCGUCAAGGACUGCAUGACGCCUGCUGCUUUCGAGGACAACUUCAAGAUCGUCAAGGACACAGACGUCAGCCAAGGUCUUGAGCUACCCAGCACGACUAGCUGGAAGGACUUCAUGCAGUGGGUCAACAAUCUUCCGGAACGUGAGCCGCCGACCUAUCUUGGGCUGCCGGCGAACGCCGAGAAACUGCUGCUUGUGGGCCAGGCGAAGGAGAUGGUGGGCAACUUGAAGAGAGUGGUUGAGAUGCUGGAUGAGGGGGAGCAGAUCAUGGCUGAGGCGGAAGGUUGAAGAGUGUAAUGGAUGGGGACUACGCAUUUGUUGCAGGCUCUAGAUGAGCGCUGCUUUCUUUCCAGGUUCGAAUCGUUGCUGUAAAUUAGUUGGACAUUGCGGGAG